Messenger RNA from Harpia harpyja (harpy eagle), 819 nucleotides. RefSeq names its product nucleolar protein 58-like. Bases 1 to 819 code for a protein of 272 amino acids. Lineage: Eukaryota; Metazoa; Chordata; Aves; Accipitriformes; Accipitridae. The record is from RefSeq and is a predicted model, not a curated record. The transcript is spliced from 6 exons.
AUGCCAACAGUGAAAGCAGACCUGACAGGACAUGUGAAGGCCACCCCAGAGAAGGGCUGGGGAAAAGGUGAUGGCAGUGGAAAGAAAGAGGACCUUGCCGAGCAGCGCCUCCUUCGUCGAGCAAGGCUUUCUCCAAAGCGGUUACCUGCAGCGACUGUAAAGUCAGAGCAGGGUCAGAAAGCUGAGGGGAGGGAGCCUCGCGCCAGGCAGCUACCGGCCAUCCAGGGGAGCUCCUUGAAGGAAAAGGAGGAGAAAGAGAAACAGAAACUAAUUCCUCUGGUCGAACCCCGAACAGUAGACUUCAUUGCCAGAGCUAUUGAGAGGAGAGAAAAGAAUAAACACUUGAAGAGGAAGGAGAAGCUUCCAGAACACAUCCAGAAAUACUUGGAUAAAGAGGAAAAGGAGAAAACAGAGCUGGCGGAGGAGGAAAAAAGUAAACUGCAAACCCGGCCAGUGACCAAAAAGAAGGCUAAGAGCGAAAAGGAGACGGUGAAAGCGAAAGCUAAGAGAGAAAAGGAGACACAGAGGAGCCAGGAAUCCAGUACCGCUGAGCAAGCACCAGUCAGCCCCUCAACUAGCACGGAGACGGGGGACUCCAGCCCCGACCUCCUGGAGACGAUGAUGGAGGAGUGGGAAGAGGCCAGAGGAGAGCCACCCACAGUCUGCGAGGACGACACUGUCCCCCCUAAGCGGAGCCUUUCCCCACGGACACGCCAGGCCCUGCGGCAGGUGGUGACGUGCAUCCUGGGGCAGGUCACCCGCAAGCGCAGGGGGCAGAGGGAUGACCAGACGGAUCUGCAGGACAAGCUCAAGUGGUAA